AUGCAUUCAACGCGGCUUAUUAACCUAUUGACGUUGGCACUUUCUGUGUCCUCCGUCACGGGAGUAGCAUGGCUCGACGACAAAGCUGGCAAAGGUCAGGUCGCGGUUAGACAAGACAAUAUCCUCACAAUUGGACCUGAUGUUUCGUCGGCCGAUUCGGCCGCAUCCAGUACAGACGAACCAGCGUCAUCUUCAACUGAUGCACCUGAUUCGUCGUCUACCAGCGACAGCAGUUCGGAAUCCUCACCAACUCCUACUUCGUCAUCUGAUUCAUCAACCCCAACCCCGACCGAUUCGCCUACUACUAGCAAUGGACCAACUACGUCUAACCCGACGAGUAGCCCGAAGCCGACCUCGUCAAUAACGUCAUCAACAUCGGCCGGAGGCGAUGGCGGUAAUAACGAUCAGACUUCUACGACGGCGCCGCCUGUUACUUCGACCUUCAUGACCGUCAUCACUACUACUGACUCCGCUGGACAGACAUUUGUCAGCUCAUCUUCUAGCGUUAUCGUGUCGACUCCCACCCCGGUAUCCGACUCUCAGGAUGAUAACAAAUCCGCGGGUAUGACCCCACAGGUUAGGAGUACGAUCAUUGGUGUCUGCGUUGGUGUCGGUGGUGCUAUUGUCCUCGCAGCUGCUGGUGUACUAUUCUGGAGACUUCGCAGCAAGAAGAGAAGCCAGGAAGAGAACGAGGAAUUGGUUAGCUACGGCGACGGAUUUGGUGGCCCCGGUACCGCUGAAAAGACUGAGCCUUCCGGUGCCGCCGCGAACCGCAGCCCGUUCCAGAGUACACUCGAAAGCUAUCACGCGCCGUCAUCAACAAACGCGGCUUCCAAUUUCUAA
Molecule: messenger RNA, 843 nt
Organism: Hypoxylon trugodes
Lineage: Eukaryota; Fungi; Ascomycota; Sordariomycetes; Xylariales; Hypoxylaceae
Exons: 1
Coding region: 1-843 (280 amino acids)
Source: RefSeq, a predicted model, not a curated record